Molecule: messenger RNA, 2731 nt
Organism: Electrophorus electricus (electric eel)
Lineage: Eukaryota; Metazoa; Chordata; Actinopteri; Gymnotiformes; Gymnotidae
Gene: sstr3a
Product: somatostatin receptor 3a
Biological process (GO): neuropeptide signaling pathway
Cellular component (GO): plasma membrane; neuron projection
Molecular function (GO): neuropeptide binding; somatostatin receptor activity
Source: RefSeq, a predicted model, not a curated record
CAGAAGAGACGUUACCUGGUUACAGGCGGCCGAUGGAGCAUCUAGUAAUGUGGUGUUAAGGACUCCCCGUGAGGUCAAAGCAAAUUCAGAUAGCAAAGAGUUUCUUGUGCGCCUAGAAAGUAGCCCACUUCCCGCGCUUCCCACCCUGCUUCACGCGUUGCUCACAUUUCACGUGUAGGCGAUGUUAUCUAGCCUCAUCCUCUAGUAGCUAAACAGCGGUAUCACUAGAAGGAGUCUUUGCUCUUUCAGUCGUGUAAUUCCUGCUUCCAUUUCUGUUGGGAGGAAUUCUAAGGAUCACGGGUUUUACGCGAUUGAUCCGAGGGCAAUGGGUCCCAGCUGAGCACAGCGUGAGAGAGAGAGAGAAGGAAAUUGGAGCUGCCAUGGCGGUUUCCUCAGUGGACCCCUCUGCAUUACCAGAGCUCUGGGCCAACGUCUCCCUCCCUGAGUUCCUCCUUAAUGAGACAUUUCUCAAAGACACAUGCCUCUUCAGCGCCUUGAACUGCACCAAUGGAACGGGUACUGGUGUGGCUGGAGUCCUCACCUCACUCAUAUACAUCAUUGUCUGCGUGGUUGGCUUGGGAGGAAACACCCUGGUCAUCCACAUUGUCCUGCAUUAUUCCAAGACUGAGUCUGUCACCAACAUCUACAUCCUCAAUCUGGCUAUUGCUGAUGAGCUUUUCAUGUUGAGCCUACCGUUCCUGGCUGUCCAGAAUGCCAUGAUGUCCUGGCCGUUUGGCUCUUUCAUGUGCCGGCUGGUUAUGACGGUGGAUGGCAUCAAUCAGUUCACCAGCAUAUUCUGCCUGACAGUGAUGAGCAUCGACCGCUAUCUGGCGGUGGUGCACCCCAUCCGGUCUUCCAAGUGGAGGCGGCCACAGGUGGCUAAGGCAGUGAAUGGCUCAGUGUGGGCCAUGUCUUUCAUGGUGGUCCUGCCCAUGGUGAUCUUCGCUGAUGUCUUAGAAAAGGGCAGCGCAUGCAACAUCAACUGGCCAGAGCCCACAAGGAUCUGGCGGGCUGCGUUUAUUAUAUACACAUCCACAGUGGGCUUUUUCUUUCCCCUGCUGGUCAUCUGUAUGUGCUACCUUCUCAUUGUGGUCAAGAUCCGCAGCUCAAGCAAGAAAGUUCAUGCCACCUCUGCCAAACGGCGCAAAUCUGAGCGCAAGGUCACUCGCAUGGUUGUCAUAGUGGUGGCCGUCUUUGUCUUCUGUUGGCUGCCUUUCUAUGCCCUCAACAUUAUCAACCUGAUCGUGUCUCCACCCGGUGAGCUGCAGGGCCUCUACUACUUUGUGGUGGUGCUCUCCUACGCCAACAGCUGUGCCAACCCCAUUGUCUACAGCUUCCUGUCCGACAACUUCAAGCGAGGCUUUCGCAAGGCCCUGUGCCGAUCUUCUCGGAAAGUAGAGAACCACGAACCUCCGGAUCAGCAGCAACAGGACGAGCGCCGUCAGAUCCUGAUGCCCCGUGAGAGUUUGCGCAGGGCCAUGAGAGAUGAUGAAGAGGAGGAUGAGGAAGAAGACAGGGAGGAGAUGACUGAGAUGACUGAGAUUUGCAAGAUCACACAGAACGGGAACAGCAGCAGACAGGCUGAAUGCACCCGUGCUUUGCUCUCUGGCUCCCCAGACAGGAGAGGCCCAUCUGGGGACAGUACUGGCAAAGGCCCUCCUUUUGGUCCGACCACAGCCCUGCUGAAUGGAACAAAAAAUGGUAGCGUGAAACCCCUGCCAGAGGAGCCUGUGGAGAAGAACACAUCACUGGAGAUUAGCUACUUGUAACACGACUCUGAAAGUGUCUGUCUUCUAUGCUACUUGAAAUGGAGCCACAGUAUUUGUAUCUUGUUCAAGUUCAAGUCCUGCCACACAGGAGCAUCAUUCAAAUUUGCAGUAAUUCUCAGAUUUUAUCAUGAGCCAUGCUCAAGGCCAGAAUGUACCAACCCUAAGAGCUCUUUUGUAAUAUUAUAAGAAAAAUAAUACAAUUGUAAGUUAUGGAACUUUUUUCAGGGACUGUUUGUCUUACCUGUACAUCUCUACAAAUUAUAUAGUUUCUAAAGAGGAUAUUAUUACUUCUGCCUUUUUUUCAAAUUCUUGUAGAAUUCAUGCAUUGCAAAAAUCAACUCCUUAUAUGCUUACAUGUAUGUUCUUUAAAAUUGUUAUGGGGUUUCAUUCAAUGCAGCUGUUAUCAUAAGAGUGAAACAAAACUGAUUUUCAGUUACAUUCAACUGUAUUUAAAUCAAGAAUGCUUUUCUGUAAUGGAGCUGUGUGAGAUUGUGACAUUAAACAGACACAUAACACCUGCAUAUGCACUGUGUAAGAUGAUUAUAAAAUGUUUAUGUCUUGUCAUUUAUUUUGCAUUACGUAUGUAUGGUAAUAUCCUUUACAAUUUUGUCAUCCGCAUAAUGUUUUGGAUAAGUUUGUGUUGUUAAAUAAUUACUAUGUUUGUGCUGGUUAUGCAUGGCUAUAUAUGUUUCAUGUAAAUAUCACAUAUCAAUAUAUCAAUGUAUCUGUCAAUAUAUUUAAUAGCCUCUCCUCAAUGGUCCUUAAUAUGAAAGACUUGUAAUGGAUGGAAGGAUCUUAAUGUGCAUUUUAAAAUUUUUAUGAAUAAUAGUUGAAGACAUAUUGAAGUGCACUUGACAAGCUAACAGGUAACAAAAUUGGUCAACUUUUCCCAUAGCACUGCAAUCAUGUUUCUCUAGGUGUUAUGUGAGUUAUAUAGAAUAAAGACACAGAGCAUAAGUGUG